Messenger RNA from Oryza sativa Japonica Group (Japanese rice), 1130 nucleotides. Lineage: Eukaryota; Viridiplantae; Streptophyta; Magnoliopsida; Poales; Poaceae. The record is from RefSeq and is a predicted model, not a curated record.
CGGCGGCGGGAGGAGGAGAGGAUAAAAAUCCCAUCGCCGCGGCGGCUUCGAGGGCCUCGAAGCUCUCGUCUCCCACAUCCCCCCUUCGCCUCGCGGGGCGGGGGCCGGAGGAGGAGGAGGAGGGCGGCCCGACGCGACGGCGUACGGGCGGAGGAGGACGGAGAGGGAGGGGCCGACGGCUCGCCGCCGUCAUGGAGAAGGUUAGCCAUCUGAUGAACGGCGGCUGCGGCGGCGUGGGGAAGAGGAGGGGCCUUCCGGCGGCGGGGGUGGGGCUAGGGCUGCAGAAGCAGAACUCGUGGUCGCCGGACAUGGAGAGGGACGAGGCGUGGGAGCGGCGGCGCGGGAUGAACAAGGGAUCGUCGUCGUCGUCGGCGCUGCGGCGGGUGAGGAGCGUCACGGACGACGACCUCGACGAGCUGCGCGGGUGCAUGGAUCUCGGGUUCGGGUUCGAGGCGGCCGGGUGCCCGCUGUGCGGCGCCGGGAGGAGCCGCCUGGUGGAGACGCUCCCCGCGCUGGACCUCUACUACGCCGUUCACGGCAACGCCGGCGGCGGCGGCGGCGGCGCGGGCGAGGUUUGCGCCGCCGCGAGCCCCUGCUCGUGCGGCGCCUCCUCGUCGGAUGUGUCCGAGGAGUCGCCGCUCGGGAGCCCCAUGUCCAUACUCUCUCCAGGAGACACGCCGGAGACGGUGAAGAUGAGGCUGAAGCAGUGGGCGCAGGUGGUGGCGUUGUCCGUGCGCAACCGUUGCUGAACUCGUCGGCGACGCCACGCCAUUGACAUCUUCUCUUGCAUCGAGAAGAAUGCAAGAACGAAAACUUAGAAGGAUAAGAAAAGAAUAUCCCCUGCCUCGAUGCGUCGGAUGCGGGAAAAAAAAAAGGAAAAUGAAAGGAAUUUAGGGUUUGGUGGGCCGCCGCCUUCCACCCUCCGGCCGGCUCCCCUCCUCCUAUCUAUCCUAUCUUGAACAGUUCAAGUUCAUUUAACAUUAUCAUAAUAUCAUUCAGUCAUUCAGCCAUCCUUUUUCUUUACUUUAGCAGAUUUCUUGCUUAUUCCCCUAAUUCAGAUCUUUAUCAAUCAUCAAUGUAAAUCCAUGAGGUAGACUAAUUUUAUUUCCAAAAAAAUGAUUAUUGCUCAU